AUGGUUGCCACAGGUUCGGAAAUCGAGUCGCAACGUUCGACGAAAAGUUUGGUCGAAAAAUCCACCAUCACCAAAAAUGAGUCCACCAUCACAAAAUCUACAACUUCUGCUGUCGAAGUUCCAGCAGUCGCAGGUUCAGCCGAUGAUCGAGGUGGAUUUGGAAAUGGCAUCGAAUUUGUGCUGACUUGUUUGGGAUUGUCGGUCGGAUUGGGAAAUAUUUGGAGAUUUCCAACGAGGGCUUAUGAGAAUGGUGGAUGUUAGUUGGAUUUUUGGAGUUUUAUGGGAAACCCUGGGCCUAGAAAUCUGACAAGAGGACCGAUUUGCUGUCCAAAAUGAUCUGAUCUGAAUCGAUUCAAUUUUUCUCAAAAAAUAUUUCAUUUCACACAAAACACGCCAGCAUCAAAACACUGACGCGUUUUGUGUUGGCGCAUCCUCAAUUUUUAUUUUCUUUUUUUUUCGCCACGCACACGUAUUUUCAAGCGAGGAAAUCGCUGAAAAAACUACGGUGUGAACCCCUACGUGUGUGGUGCAUUUGUGCGUCAGCGUGUUUGCACACAAAAUGUCUCUGCGCAAUAGCGUCUCUCUUUUUCGCACGCUCUCUCUUAAAGGAAAUUUUUUCGAAAAACCAAUUGGGUCCCGUAACGAAUACCGCGAGAAAAAAGUUACACUAAAUCCACCACUCGAACCUUAUUUCGAUGCAGUUUUUUACGUAGAUUCGAAUGGUGUAUGUAACUUUUUAUAUGGUUCAGCCAAUCUGAGUUUUUUCAUUACAAACGGUUCAUGUCCCUUUAAACUGGCGUUGCCGUUUUUUCUUCAGAAAAAAAAUGCGUGCGCACACAUUCAGGCGGCAGUCCACCGAAAACACUACUGUCUGAAAAGACAAAAGUGUGUAAUUGUGCGUCGCCGUGUUUACACCAAAAUUCAAAAAAAAUUCAAAAAAAUGUCUGCGUCUCUCUGUUUUCAACGCUAUUUUUUCAAGGCGCAACUGGUCGAAACUUUUUUGGGUCUUUUGACUCUCGCAGAACUACCAAGAGAAAAAAUCUGAGCCAUUCACCACAAGAAGCACUAUUCUGGGGUAGAAUGGAACGGGGAUUUCAGUGGUGUAAUCAGUUUUUCAUGAAAAUAAGUUUUUUCCACUGCUAGAGACUGCAGAAGGUUCGUGUCCCUUUAAACGAUGGACUGCCGCCUUUUGCUUUGGAAAUGUGUGCGUGUUCGGGAGGUUUUUCAGGGUUUUGUGGGGUUUUCUAACGUUUCUGGCCCCAAAAAUAUUUCAAAAAACCUAGUUUGGUGUAAAUUCGUUAUCCUUCUCUCCCAUCUCAAAACCACCACUAAACUAAAAUCAAAAUUUCCAGCCGCCUUCCUCAUUCCAUAUCUAACAUGCGCAAUUCUCUUCGGUCUCCCAGCAAUCUACAUCGAAUUCCUAGCCGGACAAUAUCAAGGUGUUUCUCCACCAAUCGUAUUCCGCAGAAUCGCCCCAAUUCUCGAAGGAGUUGGCUGGAUGUCGACGAUUGUGUCAGCGUGUGUUUCGAUUUAUUACAUUGUGAUAGUUUCGUGGGUCUGUAUUUAUAUUGUGAAUGUUUUUCGUGGCGAUAUCAAUUUUUGGAAUCGUUGUGACAAUCCGUGGAAUAAUCCGGCGACUUGUAUCGAAAUGAUGAAUCAGAAAUUAUGCAAAUCCGAUCAACCGCCAGGCUGGAACAUUUCGGUUGGAAGUCUCCCCGAAAACAUGAUUUAUUUCAACGGGACUUGUAGAGAUGUUCAAGAAUUUGUGGGUAUCUCAUUUGUCAGUGGAACUGAACAAUAUAUGAUGAAAAAUGUUAUAAAUCAUUCAACUGGUCUACUCGAUAUCAACCAUAUUAAUUGGCCAAUUUUAGGAGCUAUGGCAUUUUGCUGGUUUGUCACUGCAAUGUUGAUUUUGAACGGGAUGAAAAUUAUGGGAAAGAUUAGCUAUGUGACAGUUAUUUUGCCGUAUGUUUUGGUGAUUAUUUUGUUUUUCCGAGGAAUUACGUUGGAUGGGGCUAGCGAUGGGCUUUACUAUUAUUUUGGAAAUCCGGAUUAUGGGAAAUUGUUGAUGGCAAAAACGUGGACCGAGGCACUCAAACAACUUUGUUUUUCACUUUCUGUUGGACAUGGCGGAUUGAUGUCGAUGGCUUCGUAUAGCAAGAAAUCCAAUAAUUGUUUCAAGGUAGAAUUUUGCUGAUAAAUUUUACCAAAACCUAAAUUCUUCCAGGAUGCUCUUAUCAUAAUAGUCGGUGAUACAAUGAUGUCUCUAAUUGGUGGCGCCGCAGUUUUCUCAACUCUUGGCUUCCUUGCCAAACAACGAAAUGUUGCAGUCCCAGAAGUUGUCGAAUCCGGCUUAUCAUUGGCUUUUGUAGUUUAUCCCGAAGCAAUGACACAAAUGCCGGUUUCGUGGCUUUGGGCUUUUCUCUUCUUCACAAUGCUAUUUCUGUUGGGAAUUAGUUCGGAAAUUGCGUAUGUUGAAGUGUUUUGCACGUGUUUAUAUGAUCAAAAGAAGGAAUUGCGGAAGAAGCGGUGGUUGGUGGUUGGUGGAUGGUGUACACUGCUGUUUUUGGCUGGUGUCAUUUUUUCAACUGAUGUGGGUCGAGUUUUCAACGGGGGAUUUUUAAAUUCACAAACUUCGCGCACUUUUGAAAAGUUGAAUUUUUGAUCAAGGGAAAAUUUGAUGUCAAGUAACCAUGUCUGGACUCUGGCAAGGAGCCGCGCCUUGAGAACUUCAAUACCAAGUAGCUGCGCCUAACAAGGGAACUGUUCCAACUUACAAUCGAGAUUUUUGAUAAGAUAUAUGUUUUCUAGUAGUUUUCGACCCGCUGAUCACGAUCCCGCUGUCUAAAACUGCAAAGCUCGACUCCUAACAUGAGUUAUGACGUGGCAAAGUUGGAAAAUUUUGAAAAAUUGGGACUUUGAAGGGUCCAAACUCGCCUUCAAUAUUAUUUUCAUGCAAAUCUAAUAGCAUAUGGUUGUUCAGGAAGGUCGAUUAUUUAUGUAAUCGAGCCUCCUGAACAACCCUAUGCCAUCAUAUUUUCAUAAAAAUAAUUUUGAAGGCGGGUUCGGAGCCUCCAAAGUCCUAAUUUUUCAAAAUUUUCCAACUUUGCCACGUCAUAACUCAUGUUAAGAGUCGAGCUUUGCAGUUUUAGACAGCGGAAUCGUGAACAGCGGGUCGAAAACUACUAGAAAACAUAUAUAUCAUUAAAAAUCUCGAUUGCAAGUUGAAACAGUUCCCUUGUAAGGAGUUCAAUUGUGAAGGAUCAGUGCCUACAUAGCCUAGUUCUAAUAAUUUCCAUGUUUUCCAUACCCCCAACCAAAUAUGUUUGAUUUCAGGCUGGUCUGUACUGGUUCCAAUUAUUUGACGAAUACGCCGCCGGUUUUUCAUCAGUUUGUGCAGUCACAAUCGAAGUUAUCGCAAUUGCCUAUAUCUACGGACAUCGCAAUUUCAAAAUGGAUAUUUUCGAAAUGAUCAAAUUCCCAAAACUCAAAAUCUUUGAAUAUAUCGGCGCGCAUUCGCCGUAUUUCCUUCUAAAUUGGCGUUUCAUUUUGCCGCCAAUCGGAUGUGUUUUGAUUGCACUGUCUUUUGAUCGAGACUAUCCGUUUAUGGGAAACGCGACGAUUUAUCCGCCGAUUUUUGAUUUUUUGGGAUGGAUGUUGGCGUUUUUGCCACUUUUGAUGAUUCCGAUUUUUGCUGUACGAAAUGUGCUAUAUUUUAAAAAGAAUCAAUUUGUGAGUGGUUUUUUCAAAAAUUUGAACUAGCGCCCAAAGUUCUAAUUUGAUCAAUUUCCACAUUUUUUUCAGGACAAAGCUGGCCUUUUCGUUCUUCAAAAACAACACGUCUCAUUUCCACGUAUCUCCCAAAAAUAUACUACGAAGAAACUAGAAUUGGUCGGAAAAUUGCCCGAUUUCGAACCAUGGACAAAUUCUUCAAAAGAUACGCCGCUUUUGAGCGAAAAGAGUGAAAAGAGCCAAAAGAGUGAAAAAAGUAGUAAAAAAUGA
Messenger RNA from Caenorhabditis angaria, 4002 nucleotides. NCBI's taxonomy places the organism in Eukaryota, Metazoa, Nematoda, Chromadorea, Rhabditida, Rhabditidae. The record is from the annotation of a GenBank genome assembly.